AUGUCGUGGACCCUGGUGCAGCCGGUGGGGCAGAAGCGCCUCACCAACGUGGCAGUGGUGCGGCUGCGCAAGCACGUCCAGCGCUUCGAGAUCGCGUGCUUCCCUAACAAGGUGCUCUCCUGGCGCUCCCGCGUCGAGAAGGACAUCGACGCGAGGUGCUCCAAUCCCACACCGUCUACUCCAACGUCUCCAAUGGCGUCCUCGCCAAGUCCAAGGACCUCAUUAAGGCCUUCGGCACCGAUGACCAGACCCAAAUCUGCAUCGAGGCUCCCUCCCUGUGACCACGUCUUGCUGCUUCUUCAUAUUCUGGAGAAAUGGGAGCUCCAGGUCUCCGGCAAGGAGAGGGAGGCGCAGCUUUCUAGCCAGUUCCGUGAUAUCGCCACCAUCGUCAUGGAGAAGACCAUCAACCCGGAGACCCGCUGCCCCUACACCAUCACCAUGAUUGAGCGCCUCAUGCACGAGAUACAUUUUGCUGCCGACCCAAAUCUUACCUCCAAGGAACAGGCUCUAAAGGUUAUCAAGAAGCUCAUAGAACACUUCCCCAUAAAGCGUGCACCACUGAGGGUGCGGUUCACUGCACCAAAGCUCAAUUUUACUGGCCUGAUGGAAAAGAUUGCUGAAUGGAAUGCUACUGUGAUUUCAAAGGACGAAUCUGGUACUCAGCCUUCUAUUGUAUGUGAGAUUGAGCCAUCUAUUCUGCACUCAUGUGAGGAGCGGCUGAAGGAUGUGCAAGGGAGGGUGGAAGUGCUGUCUGUCUCAGCGCAUGCAGAGGGUGGUCCAUCCGUGGAGCAAUAUGACAGUGUUGAAAUGCCACAAGCAGCUCCUGCAAAGGAGCCCGAUGCUGUUGCUCAGAUAAGUGAGAAUGCAGAAACAGAGCAUUUCUACUGA
Molecule: messenger RNA, 888 nt
Organism: Miscanthus lutarioriparius
Lineage: Eukaryota; Viridiplantae; Streptophyta; Magnoliopsida; Poales; Poaceae
Source: the annotation of a GenBank genome assembly